Homo sapiens (human) is the source of this 7098-nucleotide messenger RNA. RefSeq names its product zinc finger protein 229 (gene ZNF229). Lineage: Eukaryota; Metazoa; Chordata; Mammalia; Primates; Hominidae. Gene Ontology annotation, biological process: regulation of DNA-templated transcription. The record is from RefSeq and is a predicted model, not a curated record. The coding region runs from base 2572 to 5049 and encodes 825 amino acids. The transcript has 6 exons. Gene Ontology annotation, cellular component: nucleus.
ACCUUGAUUGCUUCUUAGGCAGUGGUGAGGCGUCUUAGAGACGUGCAUCUCCAUGCGGUUGUACUGUCAGGCCAUGGGAAUUAGGAUCGGCUCUAUAGGACCAGUGUGAAGGGACAACGUGCGGCGGAGGGUCGAAGCCCACGGAUUUCCAUGAGCUCGGCCUGGCUUCCUUCUUGGAAUUGUUCGUUUCUCGGAGAUAAUUGUAUAAAAGAAGGAGAAAUAACCCCACAUCUCUUGACACUAGAGCUCCAGGUAUUUGCUGAUGGAUUGGAUGUAGAGUACGAGGAAGAAAUCAAGGAUGACUAGAAUAUUUCCUCUUCAUUUCAAAGGAGAGAAGUACCUCUAGGGGCAAAUCUGGACUUUUCUUUUGAACAUGUUUUUUGAGUUGCUUUUUAGACAUAAGAGUGGAGAUGGCAGGUUGCCAUGGAGUCAUCAGUGUGUAGAUUGUGUUGAAGGCCUGAGGCUGGAUAUGUUCACCAAGGGAGUGAAAGAAGAUAGAGAACUUUAUGUGCUGACUCUUGAGGCUUCCUGACCUGAAGAGUUCAGGGAUAGGAGGAGGAAGCACAAGGAAAAUUUUUACCCACCGGAAGUCUCUGGAAACCCUGAAAAUCAGCCAGUCAGAGGAAGUGAGGGUAACUUAGCAAGUUUGCUUCAGGUGUGGCCCCUGGACUCACUUUGUCAGCAUCCCCUGGAAACGUUUAAAACACAGACUCCUGGGCUCUACUGCAGAGAUACAGAAUUAGAAUCUUUGGAGCUGGACUCUAGCAGUCUGUUUUCAUCAUUGCUCAUGGUGAUUUUUAAACAUACUGAAGUUUGCAAAGCGCAGUCCUAGAGGAUCCUGAAGUUUGAGUUUAAGUGGCAUUGCGGUGGAGGCCUUGUUUCAGAUCUGGCCUCUACUCUUCCCUUUGUCCUUUGUGUAGGAGGGUAGCGUGUUGCCUGGUUGUCCACACCUGGGUCAAAGGGCAAUCCCCAGUUCAGGGCAGUGCAUGAAGGGAGGGAGAGAGAAAGAUGCUUGUCACUGUGGGCCAUGCAGAGGGCUGGUACAGAUGGUUAGAGGAAAGAAGGAGAUUUGAGUUCCUGAAGCAGUAAAAUCCAGUGAGUGUCCUAGAGUAGACAGCCCAAGUAUGUGUAUCUGUUUGUCUGAACUUGACCUUGAGACUUGAAUUUCAAGAGGAAAGAGGCCAGGCAAGGUGGGGAAGGGUGGAAACUCAUGUCCACUGUCUUUGCACUACCUCCCGAGUAGCUCUGAGCAGAUUGUAAGAGUUUUGUUCAAUCUGUGUGCAUCACCUCCUGCUGAUAGAAUUGCUUAGGACCCUUAAGUGCUUCCCGUGUGCCAGAGCCAUGAAAGGUAAAUAAAGAAAAAGAAGACUCAAUUAUUUUGAUGACUUAGAGAUCUGACCAUGGAGGCCGUGUGAAAGGUGGUAACCAGCAAUUUAUACCAUGUGUUGCUGGAUCCCAGAGUAAUUAAUUCAGUCUGGGGGGUGGGGCGGGGCAGAAGAGGCUUAAUUUUGAAAAGGAAUUCUUGCCCUGGGCUCCAUGAGCAUAACUCAGGAGUUCCAUGAAUUUGAAUGGGAAAAAAAUUAUACUAGUCUAAGUCACAAGUAGCAUUUCAUUGUGAACAUAGGUGCUAAGCCACAAUAUUAUUAGCAGUACUUGUGACUUUGUCAUCCAUAUACAUCAUAGAUAUUUUUAUGUCAUAUUCUGGUUUGUGCAAAUAUUUCAGAGUAUUGUUUAUGCUCAUUACUCUUUUGAAAUUGUAGUUAAAUUUAUUGUUUAUAUUGAAUGUAUUAAUAAAGUGGCACUAUACUUGCACAGUGAGCCAUGCAGAGUUUUAAUAGUUUUGAAGGUUGUAUUUCCAUAUAAUUCUUUGCAUUUCAUUUUAUGCAUUUAAAACUUUAUUCUCAGUAGGGAUCUUUAGGUAUCAUCAGAUUAGUGAAGGGGGGCCAUGGCACAAAAAAAGUUAAAAACGCUGACUAAAGAUGGCUCUAAUCUAUAUCCUGAUUUCUAUAAUCCCUAAGUAUGGGGAUUUAUUGUAUUUUAUUUUUUGCAAGUCAAACAGUAUUGCGUUAAUAAAGCUUUUCCUCUCCAGGUGUUUCUUCACAGGUCACAGGUCCCAUAUAUUUGUGGGGUCUCUCUGCCCUUCUGAGGGGCCCUGUGCCUUACUGAGAAUUUAGCUGCAGGACCCUCCUCACAGACUCUUCUGUGACUGUCCUUACCCAUCUGCAACACUCUUGGCUUUGUGGACUAUGAGCCCCUUCAGAGUAGGGGACUAAACCUAACAAGUACUCAGUAAAUGUCCUGUAAACUACUGAAUGAAUAGUAUCCAGGGGAUGUGAACCACAGCCUUGGGGCCCAGAAGAAAGGACUAAGUAAAGUUCCCUCCCGAACCUACAGGUCCCCUGACCAUGGGAAGCAGUCGCGCUCUGGACAGUAAAGGUGGAGACAGGAACUUGUCAGAGCUUGGAGAGUUUCCGGAAUGAAAAAGGCCUGGAUCUUCUGCGUCUCCAGCUUAGGAAAACCAGAGAAUAAAUACAGUUGCUGCUGCUCGCAGAGAACCUAGCAGAAGAGACCAUGGAGACUUUGACCUCAAGGCAUGAGAAAAGAGCUCUUCAUUCUCAAGCCUCAGCCAUUUCCCAAGAUAGGGAGGAGAAGAUCAUGUCUCAGGAGCCAUUGAGCUUCAAGGACGUGGCUGUGGUCUUCACUGAGGAGGAGCUAGAGCUGCUGGACUCUACCCAGAGGCAGCUGUACCAAGAUGUGAUGCAGGAGAAUUUCAGGAACCUACUCUCAGUGGGUGAGAGGAAUCCUCUGGGAGACAAGAAUGGAAAGGAUACGGAGUAUAUUCAAGAUGAAGAAUUAAGGUUCUUUUCACACAAAGAGCUCUCCUCAUGCAAAAUCUGGGAAGAGGUGGCAGGUGAAUUACCUGGGAGCCAAGACUGUAGAGUAAAUCUGCAAGGAAAAGACUUCCAGUUCUCAGAAGAUGCUGCUCCCCAUCAAGGGUGGGAAGGAGCAUCUACGCCGUGUUUUCCAAUUGAGAAUUUCCUGGACAGUCUACAAGGGGAUGGGCUUAUCGGUCUAGAAAAUCAACAGUUUCCAGCCUGGAGAGCUAUAAGACCAAUCCCCAUUCAAGGAUCUUGGGCAAAAGCGUUUGUGAACCAGUUAGGGGAUGUUCAAGAAAGAUGUAAAAAUCUCGACACAGAAGACACAGUAUAUAAAUGUAACUGGGAUGAUGACAGCUUUUGCUGGAUAUCUUGUCAUGUUGAUCACAGAUUCCCUGAAAUAGACAAGCCGUGUGGUUGCAAUAAAUGCAGAAAAGACUGCAUUAAAAACUCUGUACUUCAUCGCAUUAACCCUGGAGAGAAUGGCUUGAAAAGUAACGAAUACAGAAAUGGCUUCAGGGACGAUGCAGACCUUCCCCCGCAUCCAAGAGUACCUUUGAAAGAGAAACUCUGUCAAUAUGAUGAGUUUAGUGAGGGCUUGAGGCACAGUGCCCAUCUUAACAGACAUCAAAGAGUUCCCACAGGAGAGAAAUCUGUUAAGAGUCUUGAGCGUGGUCGGGGCGUCAGACAGAACACGCACAUACGUAACCACCCCAGAGCCCCUGUGGGAGACAUGCCCUAUAGAUGUGAUGUCUGUGGAAAGGGGUUCAGGUAUAAAUCGGUUCUUCUUAUUCAUCAAGGGGUGCACACAGGAAGGAGACCCUAUAAAUGUGAGGAGUGUGGGAAGGCAUUUGGUCGAAGUUCAAACCUGCUUGUCCAUCAGAGGGUCCACACUGGAGAGAAACCAUAUAAAUGCAGCGAGUGUGGGAAGGGCUUCAGUUACAGCUCAGUGCUUCAAGUCCAUCAGAGGCUGCACACAGGGGAGAAGCCCUACACCUGCAGCGAGUGUGGCAAAGGCUUCUGUGCCAAGUCUGCACUGCACAAACACCAGCACAUUCACCCUGGAGAAAAGCCCUACAGCUGUGGCGAGUGUGGAAAGGGAUUCAGCUGCAGCUCCCACCUCAGCAGUCAUCAGAAGACACACACCGGCGAGAGGCCCUACCAGUGUGACAAGUGUGGCAAAGGUUUCAGUCACAACUCGUACCUUCAAGCUCACCAGAGAGUUCACAUGGGGCAGCAUCUGUACAAAUGUAACGUGUGUGGUAAGAGUUUCAGUUACAGCUCAGGGCUUCUCAUGCAUCAGAGACUGCACACAGGAGAGAAACCCUACAAAUGCGAGUGCGGGAAGAGCUUUGGCCGGAGCUCCGACCUCCACAUCCAUCAGAGGGUCCACACAGGAGAGAAACCCUAUAAAUGCAGUGAGUGUGGGAAGGGCUUCCGGCGGAAUUCAGACCUUCACAGCCACCAGAGGGUCCACACGGGAGAGAGGCCCUACGUGUGUGACGUGUGUGGGAAGGGUUUCAUCUACAGCUCCGACCUCCUUAUCCAUCAGAGGGUCCACACUGGAGAGAAACCCUAUAAAUGUGCUGAGUGUGGCAAAGGCUUCAGUUACAGCUCAGGGCUUCUCAUUCACCAGAGAGUCCACACAGGCGAGAAACCUUACAGAUGCCAAGAGUGCGGAAAGGGCUUUAGGUGCACAUCAAGCCUUCACAAACAUCAGCGAGUCCACACGGGAAAAAAGCCCUAUACGUGUGAUCAGUGUGGCAAGGGAUUCAGUUAUGGCUCUAAUCUUCGCACCCACCAGAGGUUGCACACAGGAGAGAAACCCUACACUUGUUGUGAAUGUGGGAAGGGUUUCAGAUAUGGCUCAGGUCUCCUUAGUCAUAAGAGAGUGCACACUGGCGAGAAGCCAUACAGAUGCCACGUGUGUGGGAAGGGCUAUAGUCAGAGCUCACAUCUUCAAGGUCAUCAGAGGGUCCACACUGGUGAGAAACCCUAUAAAUGUGAGGAGUGUGGGAAGGGCUUUGGCCGCAACUCCUGUCUUCAUGUUCAUCAGAGAGUCCACACUGGAGAGAAGCCCUAUACGUGUGGUGUGUGUGGGAAAGGCUUCAGUUAUACCUCAGGUCUGCGGAACCACCAAAGAGUGCAUUUAGGCGAGAACCCUUAUAAGUAGAUGUACAUAGAGGAUUCCAUCUGGGACUCAGAGCUUUCUAUCCAUCUGAGAGCCAACACAGGAGAAAAACCAUAGGAAAGUGACAUGUAGGAGGGCUAUAGGAGAAACUGAUGAUUUUACAUUUUCUAGUCUGCAUAGGAAGGGAACACCUGGAUGUGUGAUAAAUAGGUUAGCACUUCAGUUACAAACUUCAGUCUUUAAGAGUCUGUUGUGCAGCGGAGUAGGCUUUAAAGAAACAGUGCAGCAGUGGUUUCAGUAAUAAUCCUCACUUCCAUCAGAAUCUGCCUGGGAGGGAGCUUUUACAAUGUACAAGUGGUGAGAAUGUUUCCAAGGUGCUAAUUAUGGACAUAGAUUCUUUGUGUGGGUUGAUAGCUACCAAUGGGACAGUGUAGAAACAAGUUUCCACCUUUCUAAAACCAGUUUGGUACAUAUCUUUUUAAAGAUCGCUUUAUAAAAACAAAAAGAUAACAUUAACAUUUAUUGAAACAAGUCACUCUGAGAAGACCAGGAACAAAGUUCUCUUGGCAGAUCUGGGUGAUGUGUGUGUCUCACAUUUUUAUCAUGUUUUUAUGACUGUUUUAUCUUGCAGGUAAGCUUUACAGCUUUCAGAGGAGUUGUAGUACACUACAGAAAUAUGUCUUCUUUCCAGGUUCAAAAAGCAAAAUCUGAUUGGCAUUGCAUUGAAUUAUUAAUUAAAUAAAUUUAUUAAUUGGCAUUGCAUUGAAUUUAUAGGUUAAUUUUGAAAGAAUGUGGCGUCUUUGAAAUGCUGAUUUUUUUUCACUUUAAAAAAAUGACUUUUUUUUUACCACUGAUAGUAUUUCAUAUGGUCCCUCAGUAAUAUUUCUUAGAGAUGGUUAAAAAUAGGUUCUGAGUCAUCUUAAGCAUAUUUCUAGGAAUUUGUUUUAUUGCUGUCAUGAAUAUAAUGGUUUUGCUCCAGUUCAUUUCAUAGUUUAACAUAUCAAAUAUUAGGUAUCUUAAAAAUCACAAAUGCUAUUUCACCCUGCAGGUUAGCAGUAUUAAAAUAGAAUCAUCAAAUCCCCCAUCAGUGGGGGCGGGGGGGGGGGUUGUAGAAACAGUCUGAUAUGGUUUGGCUCUUGUCCCCACCCAAAUCUCAUCUCAAUUUUAAUCCCCACGUGUCAGAGGAGGGCCUUGGUGGGAGAUGAUUGGAUCACGAGGGCAGAUUUCUCCCUUGCUGUUCUCAUGAUAGUGAGUUCUCAUGAGAGCUGAUGGUUUUAAGGUGUAGCCCUUCCUCGCUGUCUCUCUCCUGUCCCCUUGUGAAGAAGGUCCUUAUUUCUCUUUUGCGUUCUGCCAUGACUAAGUUUUCGGAGGCCUCCCCAGCCAUGUGGAACUGUGUGUGAGUUAAACCUCUUUCCUUUGCAAAUUACCUAGUCUCAGGUAGUUCUUUAUAGCAGUGCAAAAAUGGACGUAAUAAGUCUUAUGUACUUAUUGGUGAGAGAGAAAAUCCGUGCAUUGUUUUCAAAAGAAUUCAUUAACGUAUCAAUUCAAUUUCUAUAACCUUUGAAGUGGCAGUAAAUAUGUAGUAAUUGAUACUUGGGAGAUAGUUGCCCACUUGGGCAAAAACGCAUGCAGAAGGUGGAGUUUUUAAAUUUAAAACAUUUUUAAAAUAGCAAAUGUUAAUAUUCCAGUUUCCAUUGGUAGGAAAUUUUUUAGAUAAGUUCAGGCAUAUGUAUGCAAUGGAAAGCCACUAGAAAUCUUCAGGCACACAGAUAAUGACAAUGCAGGUUGCUCAUGAAGUAUUUAGUGAACCAGGAGAGUUUUAGAACAACAAUUAUAGCAUGACCCCAUUUUGUUAGUAUGUUUUUCUGUGUGUAUGUUUAGAGCAACAGAGAAAAAAAGAUGUGGGAGAGGACAUAUAACUACUUAUCUCUAGUGGUGGGAUUCUGAAUGUAUAAUACAUAUGUUGUACUUUUAUGUAUUUUACUUUGUAACAAAGUAUCUUUCAGUUUUAUAAUAACAGUAGAGCUAUUUUUUAUAAAUUAGCCUGAUGGAACAAUCCCUUAUGAUUAAAGAUUCAUGUUGUAACCUCUA